Molecule: messenger RNA, 5531 nt
Organism: Alligator mississippiensis (American alligator)
Lineage: Eukaryota; Metazoa; Chordata; Crocodylia; Alligatoridae
Gene: KLHL2
Product: kelch like family member 2
Exons: 16
Coding region: 2589-4427 (612 amino acids)
Molecular function (GO): protein binding
Source: RefSeq, a predicted model, not a curated record
UGAGGCAAAGAACUCAUUGAGGAGUUCAGCCUUGUCCCCCCUGUCCAUCACCAAUUGCUUCUGCCCAUUUAGCAGGGGUCCUAUUCCUCCCCGGGCCUUCCUUUUACUCCCUAUAUAUCUAAAAAACAAUUUAUUGUUAUCCUUAACUUGGGAUGCCAUCCUCAGCUCCAUGGUAGCUUUGGCCUGUCUAACUGCCUCCCUACAAGCGCGAGCAGAGGAGGUAUACUCCUCUUUGGUAAUCUCUCCCCGUUUCCACUUUUUAUAUGCUCCCCUUUUAGUCCGCAGGCUGCCCUGGAUUUCUCUGGUCAGCCAAGGAAGCCUCCUGGCCCCUUUCCCUCUUUUUCCUCGCAUCGGGAUCGUCUCCCUCUGUGCCCGAAGGAUCAUUUCCUUAAGGCACAGCCACCCUUCCUGGGCUCCCAUCACUUCAAAACUGCUACUCUGCAGUGCGUCCUUGACUAAUCGCCUGAGUUCAUUGAAAUCAGCUUUCCUAAAGUCUAGCACUUUCACCCCACUAGUUACUUUACCCAUUCGACAUCUUAUGGUGAAUUCUAUUAUUUGGUGAUCACUGUCCCCCAGGUGACCACCAAUCUGUAGGUCUCCUACCAUAUCAUCCCCCGUUGCCAAUACCAGGUCCAGUAAGGCAUUCCCCCUAGUGGGACCGUGUACCUUCUGCGUCAGGUGGAGGUCCUGUACGCAGGAUAGGAAUGUGCGUGAAUGGUGGGACUUUGCUGUCUGUGUCUCCCAGCAGAUGUCUGGGUAGUUUAGGUCCCCCAUGACUACCGCCUCCUUAGUUUUUAUGGUCUCUGAGAGCUGCCUCUGGAGCCCCAAAUCUAGUUCUUCCCCUUGUUGUGGGGGUCUGUAGCAGACCCCUACCACCAAAUCCCUUUCUCCUUGCCCCCCAUGUGACAACCCACAGUCCUUCUACUUUAUCCUCCUUUGAUUCCGUCUUGAUGAGGGUCGAAGUAUAUCGCUCAUUGACAUAGAGCGCAACCCCUCCCCCUUUCUUCCCCACCCUGUCCUUUCUGUACAGCCUAUAACCCUCAAUAUGUACCGCCCAGUUGUGGGAAGAAUCCCACCAGGUUUCAGAUAGCCCUCCUAAGUCGUAGGUGUUUUCUGCAGGCAGGAGUGCUAGUUCAUCCUGCUUGUUCCCCAUGCUCCUAGCAUUGGUAUAUAGGCACUUGAGCCCUGUGACUAGUGCCUUUUUUGCCCCCCAGCUCCGAUUCCCAAAGGGCCCCUUAUUGCUUACUGCUUACCUGUGCUGUAUUGCUGGCCGCCUCAUGGAUUGCAGGUUCCCGAUGUUCUCCUUCAGGCUGGGCUGUCCUUGUGGGUGCCACAUGGUUUGGUGGUCCACGGCUUCCCCUGCCCUCAUCUUCCCCUCCCCCUGACGAGCCUAGUUUAAAGCCCGCCGGAGGAGAUCCGCCAGCCUAGAAGAGAACACGCGCUUACCUUUGGGGCACAGGUGAUGCCCAUCCCAACUGAGCAUGUUCCUCAAUGAUCUGUUGACGUCCCUUCUGACCCUAACAUCUAUGAAUUUUUAUUUGGGAAGAAAAACCCUAGGAGAUGCAGUUGGGAAAACAGGUCAGAGUUCUGGAUUUUAAAAAGAUUUAAUUUGACCCCACUCAUAAAGAGGCAAAAUAUUUACACGUGGCAAAUUUUAAGCAGCGAUCUAAUAAUCUACAAAAGAGUGUAAAAUGUUAAAGAAUUUGUUUUGGGCAGAACAACCGAGUACUUUGAAUUCCAAAGAGACUUCCUGUUUGGCUGUUGUUAAUUUUUGAGGUUUGGGAAUAAAGUUGUGUAGCAGAUAUGACAACAUGAGAACUAAAAAAUAUUGGUAUGUUUAUGGUUUAUGGUUUUUUUGAAAUAGCAACACAGUCUAUAGAUAUUGGAACUAAAAAAACCCCACUUCUUUAUUUGCUCUUGGCUACUGUUAGCAAGUAAAGGGGCGUGCACAACUUUUUUAAUAGAAGAUGAUUUUUGUUCUUAGAAAAUUCAAGUGUUCUGCCUUCAUUGCUGCAACGAACAACUUCAGAAUGUAAAGGAAGUAAUGCUAGUUUUUCAGGUUGCUCUAGUUUCAGUGCGACUACUCAAAGCUUUUUCAGCACAAACUGUGAAUCAGUAGUUACUGUUUUAAUUCAGAAAAGCAUUGUGAAGAUCAGUGAGAUUGCUGUGCUUAACUACUGUUUAAGUUUCCUAAGCAGGUGCAUGAGGCUGAAAAUGGGCAAAGUUUACACAGUGGAGGAUGUCCUUGAACCUGCUGAGGGAAAAAUAGUUUUAACAGCUGAAGAUCUGCUGGGGAGGUGGGGGAUGGCAGGAAAAGAGAGAACGUUUUUUUCCCAGUUGGCAGUUUAGGGCAUGGGAAAGUACAGAUUUAUCAGAGACCAACUAAACCUGGAAUUGGGACAGGAUGGAGAAUGUGUCUAACAUGACUUGAAGCUAGGAUUUCAAGGACUUACUCCUUUCUCAGCAGCCGCCUGAUUGAUGAGGAGCAGGCUGGGCUUUGCACUGAUAUCCUUGUUUAUGGAGCUACGUGCGUCUCUCUGAAUUCUGGACAUUGAUGUACAAAACUUUGCCAUCAGAAGCCUUUGGAUAUGAAAGAUGAUAAUACUGAAAAACACUGCCCUGUUACAGUGAAUCCCUGGCAUAUGAAGAAAGCUUUCAAAGUUAUGAAUGAAUUAAGAAGAACAAUGAGAGAAGGAUGGAGGAUAUUCACCAAAGUGUUUCUGAGGAGUCUGCUGCUAGAAGGAUUGGAUAGUUGCAUUGUUUCAGUCUACCACAUACCGUUUUUCUUGGUAGCUAGUCAAAGCCUGCUGUGUGAUGUGACAAUAGUAGCGGAAGACAUGGAAAUUGCAGCUCAUAGAGUUGUGCUAGCUGCCUGCAGUCCUUACUUCCAUGCUAUGUUUACAGGGGAGAUGACUGAGAGUCGAGCAAAGAGAGUUCGGAUAAAGGAAGUUGAUGGCUGGACUCUGAGAAUGCUUAUUGAUUACAUUUAUACUGCUGAAAUUCAAGUUACGGAAGAAAAUGUACAGGUUCUUCUCCCAGCAGCUGGUCUGUUACAGUUGCAGGAUGUGAAGAGGACUUGCUGUGAAUUUUUGGAAUCUCAGCUUCAUCCGAUCAACUGCUUGGGGAUUCGUGCAUUUGCAGACAUGCACGCAUGCACAGAUCUGUUGAACAAGGCCAACAUGUAUGCAGAACAGCAUUUUUCUGAGGUCGUACUUAGUGAAGAAUUCCUCAACCUUGGUGUAGAACAGGUGUGCAGUUUAAUAUCCAGUGACAAACUUACAAUUGCCUCUGAAGAGAAGGUAUUUGAAGCAGUCAUUGCAUGGGUAAACCACGACAAAGAUGUGAGGCAGGAGUUAAUGGCUCAACUGAUGGAACAUGUUCGGCUGCCUUUACUUUCCCGGGAGUAUUUAGUUCAGAGGGUUGAAGAGGAAACAUUGGUUAAGAACAGCAGUGCGUGUAAAGAUUACCUCAUUGAAGCUAUGAAGUAUCACUUACUGCCGACUGAACAACGAGCCUUGAUGAAAAGCAUUCGAACUAAACUGAGAACACCUGCUAGCCUUCCAAAGCUGAUGAUGGUAGUUGGAGGACAGGCACCAAAGGCUAUCCGCAGUGUGGAAUGCUAUGACUUUAAAGAAGAGCGCUGGCACCAGGUGGCUGAAUUGCCUUCCAGAAGAUGUAGAGCAGGAAUGGUGUACAUGGGUGGCCUGGUUUACGCUGUUGGUGGUUUCAAUGGCUCUUUAAGAGUUCGCACAGUCGAUUCCUAUGAUCCAGUGAAGGACCAGUGGACAAGUGUUGCUAACAUGCAAGACAGGAGAAGCACGUUGGGAGCUGCUGUAUUAAAUGGGCUCUUGUAUGCUGUAGGAGGAUUUGAUGGGAGUACAGGUUUAUCAUCUGUAGAAGCUUAUAACAUAAAGACUAAUGAGUGGUUUCACGUAGCUCCGAUGAACACAAGAAGGAGUAGUGUCGGUGUAGGUGUUGUUGGAGGUAAGCUGUAUGCUGUUGGUGGCUACGAUGGGGCAUCACGUCAGUGCCUUAGUUCAGUAGAAUGCUAUAAUGCUAGUACAAAUGAAUGGACCUAUGUUGCAGAAAUGAGCACUAGACGGAGUGGAGCAGGUGUUGGUGUGUUAAACAAUUUAUUGUAUGCAGUAGGUGGUCAUGAUGGUCCUUUGGUUAGAAAAAGUGUUGAAGUGUAUGAUCCUGUUGCUGGUACAUGGAAGCAGGUUGCAGACAUGAACAUGUGCAGAAGGAAUGCAGGGGUUUGUGCGGUAAACGGUCUGUUGUAUGUAGUUGGAGGAGAUGAUGGUUCCUGUAACUUAUCAACAGUGGAAUAUUAUAACCCAACAACAGAUAAAUGGACAGUUGUGUCAUCCUGUAUGAGUACAGGAAGGAGCUAUGCAGGUGUUACAGUUAUUGACAAACCAUUAUGAGAGGGGAAAAUAUUUUGAACUUAAAUUAUGCACUAGAAGCAAGCUUCAACAAGUAUGUUUGAAGUGAUUGAGUAUCUAAGCACUUCUCUACUUGUAGCUGCACAUUGAGUCACAGUGGAAGAUGUGACUGUCUACAAUUACGGAAAACAGAUAAUGAAGAUUACUCUAGAUAGAAGCAACGUGUAGGAUUAUUCUGCAUUGAGCAGCAGCUGACUGAAUUUUUAUAAAGGCUUGUGGACCAGUUUUUAUUUGCAAGGUCGUCAAACAAAGUCACUUUCAUAAGGACCAACUCAUGUCAGUCACGACUGAGAAAUGGAUUGUUUGUCAGUGAAGAAUGAUAAAGUGAUGUGUAUUCUGGUGAAAGUAAAUUUUUGUCUUAUUUUUUCCAGAGACUUAAUAUAUACAUAUAUAUAUCCAUGAACUCCCAAGUCUUCAGAAUGGGUAUUGAAUCCCACUUGAGUCAUACAGUUUGGGGUGGGGCAAGCCUGUUUGCCUUUAUAAAUUUUGUUACAUGAAUAUGUGUGCAUAUGUAUAUGUGUGUGUGUUGCUUUUCAUUACAAAACUCUUCAGAACUUGAUUAUACUAUUUAUAAUUGGCACAAGUACUUUGAAUUAUGCCAGUACUAUGUUGUAAAACAGAGUUGUAUUUUUUGAUAUUUAACAAUGCUUAACACUACUAAAUGCCACUUACAGAGAACGAAGAAGGCAUAUAUGCUUAAACAGGUGGAGUGCCAGAAUCUUUUUAAUAAACAAUGAGUUGCUGGUACUUAUUUAAAAUAUUUUUUCUCUCUUUAUUCUUGGCCAUGUUUAAAUCUUCUCCUUUCUUACCUUUUUUAUCAAAGGUGUUUUGGCAUGAACAUAAGUGAAGAUUUAUAAUGAAUGUAUGGACCUCAACUGAACUUGCAUGGUAUUAAGAACUAUCUAUGUGUAUAACUUCAGCUGCUAUUAAUGAAUAUGAAAAUAUGCUGUAUGUGGCCAUAUUUGUAAAGCAACUACCACUUCUGUUCAUUUGUGGAUGGCCUCCUUUUAAAUAUGGCCUAAACUAUUGUCAUCUUUGAGCUAUUUUAUUUAAAUAAAAGUUUGUAUAUUUGUUUCAUAAUGCCAA